Messenger RNA from Episyrphus balteatus (marmalade hoverfly), 1054 nucleotides. RefSeq names its product phospholipase A1-like. Gene Ontology annotation, biological process: lipid metabolic process. The record is from RefSeq and is a predicted model, not a curated record. The coding region runs from base 2 to 1054 and encodes 350 amino acids. The transcript is spliced from 2 exons. Lineage: Eukaryota; Metazoa; Arthropoda; Insecta; Diptera; Syrphidae. Gene Ontology annotation, molecular function: lipase activity.
UAUGAUUCGGUACAUUGCGUUAUUCGUGACAGUUUUUAAUCUUCUAGAAAUUGGCCAAUGCCUUCCGACAGUCUCAAAUAAAUCUUUGGAUAAAAUUUGGCAGAUUCCACAAAAAGAUGGAAGUUUUCGUUGGAUGACACUGGAUGAAGCUGUCAAAGAAGCUUCAGCUUAUGAGUCUCAAGAAUCAAGUACAAAAAAGUUCAAUAAAGUUCGAUUUUUCCUUUACACUCCUGAUAACUCAACUAAAGCCAUUGAAAUCGACAAGGACGAUCCAGAGACUUUAGCUCGGUCAACUUUCAAUUAUAAAAACCCCACGAGAUUUUACAUUCAUGGCUGGAAUGGUGGUUACAACUUAUCAGACGCACGGCUGAUCCGAGAAGCUCUUCUCCUGCAAGGUUCCGAUAGACAGUUUAAUUUUAUAGCUGUCGAUUGGUCGGUUUAUGGUGAAUCCAUAACAUAUAUUACGUCACAAACGAGUGUUUCCAAAGCUGGUAAAAUUGUUGCAGAGUUUAUAGAUUGGAUGCAUGAUAGUGCAAAAUUAUCCUUUGAUACUCUUGCUUUAUACGGUCAUAGUUUGGGUGCGCAUGUUGUAGGCUUUACGGGGAAAAAUGUUAAACAUGGAAGAGUUCAUACAAUAAUUGGACUAGAUCCAGCAAUGCCUUUAUUCAACUACAACAAACCAAAUAGCCGUUUAGCGGAAACUGAUGGCGAUUAUGUGGAAACUAUUCAUACAAAUGGUGGAAUGUUGGGAUUCUAUCAACCCAUUGGAAGGGCUUCUUUUUAUCCAAAUGGUGGAAAGAAUCAACCAGGAUGUGGACUUGAUAUGAGUUGUUCACAUGGACGAUCUGUAGAGUAUUUAGCGGAAGCAUUAGCUUUGUCGAAGGAUAAUGGAUUCAAUGCUUUGAAAUGUAAAGAUUUUGAAGAUGUUCAGAAUGCUUCGUGUACAAUAAGUAAGGAAGAUGUUCGUUUGGGUCAACCAAGUAAUGCACAAUAUGCAAAAGGGUAUUAUUAUCUCAAGACAAAUAGUCAGUCCCCAUACGGAGUUAAGAGUUAA